This is a messenger RNA of Mustela erminea (ermine), 1130 nucleotides long. RefSeq lists its product as uncharacterized. The transcript is spliced from 3 exons. NCBI's taxonomy places the organism in Eukaryota, Metazoa, Chordata, Mammalia, Carnivora, Mustelidae. The coding region runs from base 1 to 738 and encodes 245 amino acids. The record is from RefSeq and is a predicted model, not a curated record.
AUGGGAAUGUUUAAUGAAUGCAUCAAGCCUUUUGAUCACCCUCGCUCGGUUGGGUUCAGUAGUGCCGGAAGGGCAGGACUUGGAGCCCAACGGCUUGAUCACCUGCAGCCACCCGCAGCCGUCCCGAGGACAGCGCCUCUCCUUCCUCGGCCUCGGAGCGCCAGGCCCGGCCUCCUCUCACAGCUUCCUCUCCCACUCCUGCCUGUUCAGGCCCGUUCGGUGUUGAGACUUGGCAGCAAAUGGAUGUGGGAGAGCCGGCUCCGCGCAGGUGACCUUGGGGAGGCCUUCGGAGCCCGGAGUGUACAGCGCCCUCUAGAGGACGAGAGCGGCGGCGGCCCCCGCCCCACGCCCAGUUCGUGCCCGUCCCGCGGCGGCCGUCGCAGCAUCAGGGCUCCCCCUCAGUCUCUGGUGGGAGACAGAAGGGGACAUGGCAGAGACUUGCUGCCUUGGAGGAAAAGCCUGUUAAAAGAACGGAUUUGUGUGUGGAACAAGGUCGUGCACUUAUUGGCUUUCUGCUGCAUGGCAUCAAUAUACCAGACAAGGAGAAUCUGUUUGCUUUCACCAGAGCCUGGUGCCGUGUGCAGGGCCCAAAGCACAUAUAUAUUCCCAGAUGCUGCCGGCGCCCAAGUACAGAGGCAUCUGGGAGGAGGGGCUUCACAGCGAGCGGAGGAGCAGAGGACAGCCAAGCCCUGGUUGCGAGACAGAAAUAUGUUACCUGGAAACAUCAUUACCCUUUGAGCAAUGAGCGAGGCUGGUGGGAAGGGGCAGGUGAGCCUGUGUGGCCCGGGUCUCUCUGAAGCUAUGUCAGAGAUAGAUGACUUCCCAGACGUUCCUUGAAUUCCCUUUUGUCGCCUCCACCCAUCUGUCCAACCGCUGUAGCUUGCCUAAUAUUAUUAAUUGAGCUGCUCGGACGACAACUAUUGCUAAUAUGGCAACACUUCAUUUCUCCGUCGUCAUCAGCAAUGAGCUGUUCCGCAGAACUACAUUUUCCAGCUGACUGAACUCUACUUCUUUGAGCACCCAAAUUUCGUUUGUUUUCAUCAUUUUGAAUAGCCAUCUUUCUAAAAUGUUUUAAACACCUGUUUUCUUGCCUUGCUUCCACAAGCGUGAUGGAAGCUUAUCUCAGUAAU